AUGUCGAACAACGGCGCGUACGCCGUGCCGCCGGUAAAGAAGACCAACACCUCCACCUCAUCUAAAACGGUUUUCCACUUCGCCGCAGGCCUCUGCUCCGGCCUCACCUCCUCCAUCCUCCUCCAACCGGCCGAUCUUCUCAAAACUCGUGUCCAGCAGUCCGGCCAGGCUGGCGCCCUCCUCCCAACUCUCAAAGCAAUCCUCUCCUCUCCGAACCCCAUCCGCGGACUAUGGCGUGGGACACUACCCUCUGCCCUUCGCACGGGCUUCGGGUCGGCCCUCUACUUCACCAGCCUGAACGCCUUGCGGCAGACGAUCGCCCAGGCCAACCCUCCCAUCGUCCUAUCUAAUACAACAUCCACAACCGCGCAGUCCUCCUCCGCUCUUCCCAAACUCUCCAAUACGGCCAACUUGGCCACCGGCGCCGUCGCCCGCGUCGCCGCAGGAUUCGUGAUGAUGCCCGUCACUGUGCUCAAGGUGCGCUACGAGUCCGACUACUACGCCUACCGCAGUUUGUACGGCGCCGGCCGCGAUAUCGUACGCACAGAGGGUCUUCGCGGUCUCUUCGCCGGGUUCGGCGCCACGGCCGCCCGAGAUGCGCCUUACGCCGGCCUCUACGUGCUCCUGUAUGAGCAACUGAAGCGCCGCCUCGCCUCCAUGACCACCGGGUCAACCAACCACGACGGGACCCCUGGGGCGGGCGUGUCCUCGUCCUCCAUCAACUUCGUCUCUGGCGCCUCGGCAGCGGGCUUAGCCACCGCCAUCACCAACCCCUUUGAUGCCGUCAAAACACGGCUGCAACUCAUGCCCGCCAAAUACGGCAAUAUGGUCCGGGCGGUGCGCCUGAUGAUCCACGAGGAUGGCAUGCGCAGUCUCUUUGGCGGUCUGGGCCUCCGCAUGGCACGGAAAGCGUUGAGUUCUGCGCUGGCCUGGACGGUCUACGAGGAACUUAUUCUUCGCGCCGAGAAGCGAUGGGCGGCGAAUCACCAUAUGGGCUUAUAG
Penicillium canariense is the source of this 1002-nucleotide messenger RNA. Its product is annotated as putative mitochondrial carrier protein. Gene Ontology annotation, molecular function: glycine transmembrane transporter activity. Gene Ontology annotation, biological process: glycine import into mitochondrion. The coding region runs from base 1 to 1002 and encodes 333 amino acids. The record is from RefSeq and is a predicted model, not a curated record. Lineage: Eukaryota; Fungi; Ascomycota; Eurotiomycetes; Eurotiales; Aspergillaceae. Gene Ontology annotation, cellular component: mitochondrion; mitochondrial inner membrane. The transcript has 2 exons.